This is a messenger RNA of Alternaria atra, 3627 nucleotides long. RefSeq lists its product as uncharacterized. The coding region runs from base 1 to 3627 and encodes 1208 amino acids. The record is from RefSeq and is a predicted model, not a curated record. NCBI's taxonomy places the organism in Eukaryota, Fungi, Ascomycota, Dothideomycetes, Pleosporales, Pleosporaceae. The transcript has a single exon.
AUGUCAGCACCGUCUAGUCAUGGCCGGCCUUCGGGAGACUCGGACCGCUGGACAACAUCUUCGCACACGUACAUCGCAAGCAACGCGGGCGCAUACACCGACAAUGGCGAAGGGAGCUCUUCCCCGCGGCGAAGCCAAGAUUCCCGUCCCGGCACAGGUGCAACCAACGGCGCAGGAAGCUCAGCAUCAGGGACCUUGCUAGCUAGGGACUCGGUACACGAGGAAGAUUUUGCGCGUCGAAAGCAGCGCGUUCGGAGAUCUGGUGGGUUCCUCCUAGAUUCAAACUUUUCCAGUGGGCCACGGCAGCGGCAUGGCAACCACGAGGCUCGUGGGGAGGACAAAGGGGGCAAGCGCAGCUCACGACACCAUGGAUCACACGAGAAGGAUGCAGGCAGCUUGCCUCUAUCGCGGGAUAUACAGAGAGAUGGCCCCAGCUCUGCCUCUGGCGCAGCAUCCCGCAUCGACUUCGCCGACUCACAGGACCGACACGACGAGCGCAUGCGCGUUGGCAAGACUAGGAGGAGCGCAUACGAUAUGCAACCCACAGCCCAUGACCGAGACCCUUCGCCCAACACCGCGCCGCCACGGCAGGCCAUUGACCCCAAUCAGCUGGUACACAUGGCCCUGAACCUGAGCGAGAGCCGGAGGAGACAUAUCAGCACUGGUCAGCUUCUGUCAUCCCAGUCACGAGUUACCUCUGGCUCGCAACGAGAAGGCAGCUUCGCCAACUAUGGCGCUGGCGGCAGUCUAAAACAGUAUCUCAAUGAAAAACGGCGGACUUCACGCAAUAUAUCCCCAAUGGGCAAGAGCUCUCCCACCCGCCAUAUGUCUACUUCCAUGCAAAGAAGCGGAUCCAUUGCGUUUCCGAUAUCUCAAAGCAUCAACCCUUCGGCUGCCACGCUCGCACGAGUGGAGAAGGCACGUGCAUACAUCGAGCUUCACAUGGAGUAUCUCCGACUGCUGGAAUUUCUGCCACCUCUGAAGCCUGAUGCUACUGCUCCCGGCAACUUUGUCUUUUCCUCAACCAACAAUCCAGGCAGUCCUCAAGCGCAGCUCACUCGUGUACCAUCUCAUGCUGGCAAACAGCACGAGCUCGGCCGGCCGUACAACCCUCUACAAUAUAUUCGAAACCGCCGGAGCAGGGCUCGGGAGCGUGUGACGCUCGAUCACUCAUCAGAAGAAUUCGAGGACGUUGAACAGGUACGCGAAUGGGUGGACCGUGUGGAACAACAGGCAAAACGAGCCGGCUACCGUCGAGACGAUGCGGUACAGCUACCCAAGAUCCACCACGACCACGAAGUGGGACCUGCGCCUCAGAAGCCUGCGAGACCUCACAAAGGCUGGAUCUUUAGCCCACAAGAGUUACUCGCGGAUGCGCACUGGCUGGAAAAGGAUGACAACAAAAUGCUUGUGGAGAACCGUUAUGGCCGAAGGGUAUACCCGCCGAAAGAGGUGCAGCAGAAAGACUUCUUCUCACCCCGCGCAAGCAAAGAGUACUCUGUGGACCGAAGAAAGAGCUGGAUCGAUAGCUUGCCCAGCAUCGCAGUCGACCACACGACAGGCGAUGAAAGCGACAAGGGCAGCGAACGUGGGCGCAAGCGAAGGCUGCUCCCAGCCCUACGCACCGACAGUCCCAGAGGCGGCAAGCAUUCGAGACGGGGUUCACGGCUGCGUAGCCAUGACGAUACUGAUAGUUCGGAGUCAGAAUCAGAUACUAGGAGACGGAAAGCCCGUAUUGUCACGGACCCAGAUCAUAACAUCGGUCCGCUGGCCUUGCUUCUUGAGCAACAGGCUAGACAGUCGUUGAGUGAGACCAAAUCACCCCCUGACUUCACGCCAGAUACACCAAAUAAAUGGGGUCGCAACGGAGAUGUUACGUCCGAUAGCAAGCCUUCCCGAGACUCGCUGGAAGUUCCCCAACUCAAGAAUGGUCUCGCACACAUCAAGGAUCGUGGCAAUUUCAAGAUGCCGCCAAAGGCUCGUACGAAGCCCAAUCUAUCCAUUGAUGACACGGAACCCCGAUCAUCUUUUGACGAUCAGGACAGCACGGCACCAAAUACUCCACAUGCCAAACGGUUCCCACACAUCGGCAGCGAUCUGUCACCACCUCCAAGUCGAUCGGAAUCGCAGACAAGGAAAGCGAAGCGGGGCAAGUUCAACACUAUUUUCCAUUCCCAUGAGCAUAGCGGAGAUCACAAGCAAGAGCUGCGCCCAGAUUCUGCUGGAACAGACAGGAAGGGAAGAUCGCGGCAGACCAGCGAGGAAACCCCAGACGACAAGCAUAUCGGCACAGCCAUCCUAGCAGCUCCUGGCGCUGUGAUGAAUCUACUCGGUCACCGCAAGAACGAUAGUGUCAGUAGUUUGCCUAGCCCGGAUAAGCUUCGUCGCAGAGAGACCCAAGAGCCACAUUCUGCUGUCACGCGAUUCUUCAAGGGCGUGAAAAACGAGGGUACCAAAGUCGGCGAUAUCAUUUUCAGAAGAGACAGAGCCGAUGACUCGGACUCAGACACCAUGUCCGACCGCAACUCUGUCGACUUUGACGACGAUGGUCGUGCCAAAGCAAAGCACUCCAAACGGCCACCGAUUAGUCGAACCGUCACAGCAGGUACAAACGGUAGCGUCACCAACAAGGAACGUAAUCAUCUCGAGCUACCUUCAUUCCGCCCGAUCCACACAAUUGCAGAUGAAGACUCGGAUUAUGAGCAUCACAUCUCGCGCCAGGCGCGAGAGCAAAAGAACAGUCGCUCGCCUCGAGUUGAUCGGCUUUUGCCACCGCGCAUGGAUCUGGGUACAAUAUCCGGAAACUCGUCCACAGGAUCUCUCGCUCUUACACAGAGCCAUAGUCAAGAGCGAAUCAACCAAGUGCUCGCUCGGCCUGGUGACAACACGACGGGUCUGCCUCCUACUGGACUAAGGGAUGCAAACAGGCAGCGCAGUGGCUCUCGACCCGGCCUUAGCGGGAGACAUUGGAGCAUCGCCGAUGGUGAUGAUAAUGCUGCUGACCGGAACAAGAACGAUGCGAAUACAGUUACCCAAGCAGAUAUCGCUCGCGUCCGCGCACUGUUCGUCUGCUCAGGCGUCAAAGCAAGGGAGAUCACCCGCCGCGCGUCUGCCGUAAGGGAGCCACCUCCCGAUUUCCUUACGCGUGCUGCUGCUACAUCGAAAAUGCAAAUCUAUCCUGUCCCGCGUAAGGAAGAGCAUGUCCUAGCCGCACGUAUACUAGUCAAAGAUCUUGAGUCAUCAACCAAGGCCUUGCAGUCCUCGCUCGAAAGCUUCCGCGACAAAGCCAUCCAGCAACUCACAAACCAAAUCUCGGCGUUACAGUCCACAGUCGACUCGGACCUCAUGCCACGUAUCCUAGAAAGUGGAGACAAAGCUGUGCGUAUUACUAGUGAAGUCUCUGGACAAGGUCCAUUGCAAGUCAAGCAGAUCACCGAUGAGAUCGAUCGGAUGAUCCGCACGCGCAAACGCAGGAUGCGCUGGAUACGGGGUUUUGGAUGGAUGCUAGUUGAGUGGGCUCUCGUUGCACUUAUGUGGUGUCUAUGGCUCAUUGUUGUGCUCGUCGGGUCUGUCAAGAGAGUGUUUGGUGUGGCCAUGGGAGUGAUCAAGUGGCUGCUGUGGCUCUAG